This is a messenger RNA of Agrilus planipennis (emerald ash borer), 3384 nucleotides long. RefSeq names its product probable serine/threonine-protein kinase tsuA. The transcript is spliced from 2 exons. Bases 522 to 2282 code for a protein of 586 amino acids. Lineage: Eukaryota; Metazoa; Arthropoda; Insecta; Coleoptera; Buprestidae. The record is from RefSeq and is a predicted model, not a curated record.
GUGAGUCUUCCUUUUUAACUUUUAAUUGUUAGAAUAGUUUUGACCUAUGAUUGAAUAAUAUUAAGACAGACAGUUAAUGUUACAUUUAUUUUAAUCGAGCACAUCAGACAAUAACUUUAUUAGAUGAUAGAGGAAUCUUGGUCAAUUAUAUCCUAACGAUUUGUUCCAACCCAACUUUUCUGAUUUCCCUUUUCGCGAUGUUUAUCUUCAAGUUUGAAACACCUGAGGUCGUAAGAAUUUCUAAGAAUACGUGUAACAGAAUGGGUGUAGUAAUGUCUUGGUUACAUUUACAAUUACAUGUGCACGGUGACAAUGGUAAUUGCGAUGGGCAGUUGAGUGUGUGCGUAUGUUUGCGGUGCUGCAGUAAACGUGUACCACGGCUCUUCUGCUUCUUCUUCAACAAACACCACGAGAUUUCUCUUUCUCACAGAAGCAUCUUCAGAAAUAUUACAAUGAAAUGUGCAGUCCUUAAUGAACCGUGUUCGUGAUAACUAACUGCUGCUUUACGUACAAAUACAAACAUGAACUUGAAAGUUCUUCGCCAAUUCUGGGUUCACGUUUUCCUGCUUCUAGUCAUUCUUCAAUCCGUCUCAAAAUGUGAGCAAGUUUCUAAUGACAUUAUAUCCAAAUCGUUAAAUACUAAAUCUGACGCAAAUCUUCGCCGGGCGUUGUUGAAAGCUUUACAAGAGUUAGAAAACGAAGAUAAGAAGGAUGCGUCAAAUGAUAAUUAUGAAGAGAAAACCUUACAAAAAGCCAAGGCAUCCAUCGUCUCUGUCAUCACCGAUUCGUUUGGAAACAGCAGAUCUAUUACAGCAACCCCAAGUCCUUCAUAUGUACGAUAUGUCACGAAAGCACCCCAAAACGAUAACAUUUCACUACAUCUUUCUUCAAAGCUGAAAUUGGCUAAAGAGGGUGAAACCGAAUCUAAUUUACUAACAAGUGCCAGUCAAAACAUCGUCUUUUCGGGAAUUGAUAAUAAAAUAAGCGAACAACACACUAGAAGUGCAAUCAACAGGGGCAACAACAAUUUAAUAGUGUCCAGUGAGAAGAUACCCAAAAAGGACACAUUUAGAGCCUACACAACAAGAUCUACAACAACCACCUCCACGACAACCACCAUUCAACCACCUACUUCAUCAACUGAAGAGCAUGAAGCAAAGGUGGAAGACGUUCAAUUCUUUCAAGCUCCUUUAGUUGCAGCGUUCACCGUCCAUCAAGACGAAAAAGGACUUCCUAAAAAAGUGGAAGCCAUUUACAAACCCUCCACCGAAAGUCCUCUCGAUAAACAAUCUAAAAACGACCAACUAAAGAAGAAUUUAUAUGCCCAACAACAGCAGGAGAUUACACGUCUUCAGUUAGCGCUUCAACUCAAGCAAGAAGCUCUUAAACAACAACUGUUGGGUUUUCCAAAUCAGGAUCUUUUAUAUCGUCAACAGCAACUACUUCGUGAACAGCAACUUACCAACGAAGAGACAUUAAAACAAUUAGAAAAUAAACAACCUCCUGCGCCGCCUUCUUUAGGUCUUCAAAGCCCAUCUUUCCCCAUCUCCCCAAACAAAUUCAAAAACACACAAAAUUUUUUCGGAAAUAACCCAGCUGAAGUUUCCAUCCAGCAAAGUAUUUCAUCAGUUCCAUCAAACGAUUUCUUUUUACCAACAAUUCCCCCAUUUUCUCCAACAGCACCGCCUUUAAUAAAUAACCCUCCACAACUUUCAUCCUUCUCCAACCUUCCCCAAUCUCAACCAAUUUUAUCCUCUUUUAACAGUGGUGGGGUAUCUCUGAUCCCCAGUAUAUCGUCCUCGUACAAAGAAAGCAGUUUCUUUACCGGGCCCACAAUUUACAGUCAGCAACAGCUCCCCGAUAAAGAACCCGUUAACUUUUUAAGAAGGCCAAUAUUGCCUUCUCCAUCUGAUCAAAAUUUAUCUCCAAUUUUAAAUACACAGUUGACACCACCCGUUAACGUUGGACUUGGUAACAAAUUUUCCCUAUUUAAUAAUAACAGGCCAUUAAGAAACGAAGGUUUAAAUAACGUGAGAGUUCCUUUGCAAAACUUCAAUAACAACGGUGCAAUUAGUCAUGGUAAUUUCAGAGGAAAUAUCGAUAAUAAUUACCGCCCCAUUAUAAAUAAUCAAUUGAAUCAUCUGUUGAGGCAAUCUGGUAUAGCGGAAACAAAGCAUGCUGAAGAUUUUAAUAUCGUUUCGAAAGUUUUAUCAUUGGAAUCGUCAAAGUACAAUGCUUUAAUUGGUAAUAGCUUUAAUCAACCCUUUUAUCAUACCCCUUAAGUCAUAAACAAUUACAAGUUAUUCAUUAUUGUGAAUAAUGAGUUAAAAAAAACGGAACGAUAUGCUUAGUGUUAAGUACAAACACCUACCAUACAAAUAACUUAUCAUUUCAAUAAGAUAAGAGAAUUUAUAAAAAAUACAAUAAAUACCGUUUGGAAGUCAAAUAAAUUUUAAAGGUUUUCUCUUCCUCGAGAAAAAAUGACUGACUUCAUUACCAUAUUUAUAUAUAUAUAUAUAAGUCUAAUCUGUUAUAUAGUUUUUGUAAUAUAUUAUGUAAAUCUUUCAAAAAAUGUUGUAAAAUUUAUGGAUUUUUAAUUUUCCCAUUCCGCAGAAAUAGACCCUUAACAAAGUACUGUUUUCUCAAACACUCGUUUUAUUAAAGCAAUAAACAAAGUUUAAGACCUUUAUUAAAUAUUGUAUAAAGUCACUUAGUCUCUAGUUUUCACCUAGUAAUUCAUAAAUAUGGUUUUAAAUAAUUUUUUGUAAACAGAAAGCCUUGAAUAUAGCUCGAAAAAGCGCGAGAUUCCCCUAGGUGAUAUUGACUACGUCACGAAAAUCUAAACCUCCCGUCCUUGUAACCACACAUGGUAUUUUUGAAGACCCCCUCCCCCUGAUGGGUUACGUAGUAUGGAUACGUUCCCUCAUCAGCGUUAUUUACUCCACCUAGCUUUUUCUAAACUUAAAAUGUAGUAUUUAAUUUAAUUUCAUGAAAAAGAUUACCUGGAUCUCUGGCGCCCUUAAGCGAUGCUUUACUGUGUCACCCCCCCCCCCGUAGGCUAUUGAACGUAUGGUUAUCUCGUGAAUAUGGAAUAAUAAUAUUCAUUUUAAACUAUGUAAAGCACUCAUUUCGAAAUAGCAUUAUGUAAAAAUAUGCAAAUUCCAAUAUUCUGUAAAAAUUUAGUACUUCAUAAAUUAAUGAUCAAUUUUGACUAGGACUAUAAAAAGAUUUUGAGGUGAUGAGAAUGUGUAUAAAAACAAUAAUUUCUAAAACGAAUUAUUGUCAUUAUUAUCCAAUUUGUAGUACACUUCGUGAAAAAGCAAUUACCGUUUAAUAGUUUCAUAUUGCGAAGUAAUAACAAAUAAUUUAAAUUUCAAUAAAAGA